Messenger RNA from Octopus bimaculoides (California two-spot octopus), 1035 nucleotides. RefSeq lists its product as uncharacterized. Gene Ontology annotation, molecular function: protein binding. The record is from RefSeq and is a predicted model, not a curated record. NCBI's taxonomy places the organism in Eukaryota, Metazoa, Mollusca, Cephalopoda, Octopoda, Octopodidae.
UUUCAAACUUUGAAAAAAAAUUCCAAGAUCAUCAAAGUAUAUACUACAUUGGCCAUGAUCUCUUAUUGGAAAGGCUCCUGGAAGGAUACCCACAGGUAUUGCAUGACAGCCAUCAGAAUCAAGAUAGAUGACCGAAGUGCAGAAGAAGAGAAAUUUAUGAAAACUUUCUGUCAAAGCACCUUGGCAUACAAUUACAUGUGUCAAGGCCAUAUUGACGAAGGGACUGUAGUUGUAGAUACAUUAUUGAAAGAUCCAGACCGUUGUUCUCACCCAACUUUUGGCAUAAUCAUCAGUACACUAGCUUGGUCAUAUUACCUAAGAGGUGAGAAAAGAAUAGCCUUAGAUCUCUACAAAAAAUCUCUGGCAAAGUUAAAAGAAAAUAGUCUUGAGAAGAACCGAUGGGUAGUGCCAAUGUGCUACAUUGCUGACCUAGAAUCCGACUUGAAAAGAAAACAUGGAAAGUCUCUGGAGACGAUUCAUUGUGCAGAAGUGUACCAAAGAGAAUCUUGUAUUAAGCACACAAACUUUAUAAGGAUAAACUUGAUCAAAGCCAAGAUCCAUCUACGAGAUGGAAAUUUAUCAGUAGCUAUAGAUAUAUUGGAGAAAGCAGAGCAUGAUAUGAUAAAGUCUGGUUCGGUUCAUUAUAUCUUGGUGGAUAUCCAGGAAUGGCUGGCACAUAGUUACCUGAUUAAUGAGCAAAAAUACUUAGCCAAAAAGAAAUUCGAAGAGUGCGGCAAGAAUUUGGAAGAAUUAAACCAUCCCUGCGACAAUUCCCGCAAAACCACAGUCAAGAACCACCUGGAGAAUCUGAGCAAUUGUUUAUACGAGGAUGGCUGUGACAUCUGUUUAAAUUUAAAAGAACACAACAGACAAGCAAAGUCACAAGAAGAGGAGGAGCAUCUCAGAAAUGGAAUGAGGCGUCUAAGUGCAUUAGAGUCGAUUGCUGAGUUCCGUUUCCCGCAGCCUGAGUCUGGCUGUCAUUAAAAAUCAAGUGAGGAAUGAUUAUUGGUUAAAUUGGGGAUAUAUAUAUAUAUA